AGUUUGAAAUACUAUUCUCAGUUAAAAAUAGUAAAGAUUAGUUUUGUGGAAAUUAGAUUCUAGAUAGAUAGUAUUUUAUUAUUCAGACUUUAUAAAAAGUCCAUUUCAUGCUUUCAAAUUUUCAAAUCAAUUUAUUGUUUUUUAUGGGGCUUCCUUAUUUCCAAGUACUAUUCUCUGAAAGUAGUAAAGAGUAGUUUUGUGGAAUUUAGAUUCUAAAGUCAGCCAAAAUAUUAUUCUCCAAACUUCAUAAAAACUCCAUUUCUUUUUUAAUAAUUUCCAGAUGUCUAGAAAAAUGUCUGAGAUUGUUCCCAUCUUUAAAUCAGGCGACAAAUCUCUAGUAUCUAAUUACCGCCUUAUUUCAAAACAUUCACAUAUAGGCAAACUGUUCGUGUCAUUAAUAUAUGAUAGUCUCAACCCUUAAUUACAACACCUCAUCAUUGAUUAGCAACAUUGUGACCCUUAAAUAUACAACAUCAAAUCUCCUCACUGUCCAAUCUGCAAUAAAUAAUUCAUUUAAAAGUAAUUACCAAAUGGACAUAAUCUAUACUGAUCUAUCUUAAGUAUUUGACAGAGUCAACCAUGAACUACUUAUAAAUAUGUUGGACUCCAUAGACUUUACUACUCCGUCACUAAACGGGUUCAAAUCUUAUCUUUCUAAUCAGAAACAAGUAGUGAAAAUAAACAAAUUCUUUUCAAAAGAAUUUGAUGCUAUGUCAGGAGUGCCACAAGGAGGACAUCUCUCACCAUAACUAUUUAAUCUCUAUAGUAAAGACGUGAAAUAUUACAUUAAAUUAGCAAUUUCUGUCUUUAUGCUGAUGAUUUGAAGCUUUAUAAACUCAUCGAAACCCUUCAGGAUAGUCUUGAUCUCUAGUCUGACCCGAACUCUACUCAUGAAUGUUGUCAAUGGAACUCAAUGACGCUGAAUAUUGAGGAACGUAAUAUUGUCACUUACACUUGUAAAAUCAACCCCAUUAAUUAAAGUAUAGAUAUUGGCUACUUUGGCAAAACUUUCUGAAAUCAAGGAUCUUGGUGUCAUUUUUGAUAAUUAAACAAGGUGAUGGCAAGCCCCAGCUAAUUUGCUUGGACUGUAUGACUAAAUUAAAUAUGUUUUAUGAAUUUCUUCAUCAGUGCAUUCAAGCUGAAAAAAAGCUCGAUUCAUAUGCUGACAAGUGUCAUCCACAAGAAGAGACUAUAUUAAAAAAUAUAAAUCACCAUGAUGUUAAUAGCUGCAUAUGGGUCAGCGAUCAAAGUUCUAAGACACAAGAGCCCUUGAACGUAGGCCUUGAAAAUGAAGGUGUUAUUGUAUUGAGCAAACUGGACUCAACUCUAAAUGAUUCCUCGGUUCAGGAUCUUGUCGUGAUGGUUGAACUCAAGUAUAAAGACAACCUGUCGUCAAAUGGGACAAGCAUUCUUGAGCUGUCGCCGAUGAAAUCAAUCUCAAACCCAGCAGAGGGACCAAGUUAUGAGACUUUAUUAGACCUUGAUACAAUUAAAGAAAAUAACAUUAUAAACUACAUGGGGGACCAGAAUCAUUUGAGCAUCGGUGAAAAGAUAAAUGAACAGAAAAAAGAAUCCAAUCAACCUGCUAAAGAUAAAGUUUUAUAUGAAUGUACUUAUUGUGAGAGAAAAUUCAACAGAAGGACAAGAUUGAAUUACCAUCUGGCCAGUCAUACAGCCAUAAGGCCACAUAAAUGCGAUCAAUGUGAUAAAACAUUUGCAAUGAGGUGGGAUUUAAACCUACACCAGAAAGUCCAUACAAGAACUUUUGCAUGCGAAUUAUGUGACAAAGUAUUUAUAACUAAGUCCAAACUUGAUCGUCAUGCCAGAGUACACACAGGAGAAAAACCGUACCCGUGCAGCCAUUGCGGUAAGUCUUUCGGCGAGAAACGGAACCUUGAUAAUCACAUCAGAACGCACACUGGUAUUAGGCCAUUUGUCUGUGCGAUAUGUGAAAAGACAUUUGCGAUCCGAUCGCAUAUGGUGGAACACUUAAAUAUUCACAAAAAGACACCACCUUUCAGGUGUCCUGUCUGCAGUAAAACUUUUAAGUGGAGGACGAAUUACAAAAGGCACCUUAGGCUACAUCAAGGAUACAACUGUAAAUAGAAAAAUUAAUGCAAAUUAAACUGCAUUCCAAAUGUUUUAAUUUUUAUAUAAUUUAUUAAAGAAAUUAGAUUUUUUAUGUUGUUUUAAUGUUUAAAGAUAGAUAUUUAGCUUAGAUAAUAUAUUUCCAUUACUAUCUAGUGCCAAAUCUUUAAUAUUAUAUUUUGGGACCAUAAUUUUUUUUUAAAUUAGUAUUUAUAAUGUAGCACAAUUAAUCGGUGCUUUUUGAUGUUUUUGUUGAUUUUGGAAACUUUUUAUCUAUUACAGUCAUAAAAGACCAAAUGUUUGUUCUUAUAUGUAAUAAAAUAUUUAUUGAUGUGAUAAUAGAAAAGUAAAUAUUUUUGGGGUUACCAUUAAAUUUAUCUAAUGGUUUCCAAUAAAUUUCUAUGUAUUUACAUACUUUACAGUUAAAUCGGCUGAGAAGAGACCUGAACAAGAAAGCCUGACUUAACUUAGGGACCGUAUCUCAUCUCAGAUUUAACAUUUCCAUUUAUAAUCACUCAUUAUCAUGUAUUAUAAUAAUUGAAUAUCAAAUGUUUAAAAUAAACUGUCUUUCAUCUCUAUAGAAUUUGACUUAAGAAUGAAAUGUACAUUUAAGAUCGAGGCUAAUUAUCUAUGAAGUUAUAGAACCAGGUUUGAAAGGUAUUGAUUUGCAAAUAGUAGAUUAAAAUUUAUUUAAAAAAAUUAAAAAUUAGAAUAUUAUAUUGUUAUAUACAUUUUUAAAG
This is a messenger RNA of Cimex lectularius (bed bug), 2828 nucleotides long. Its product is annotated as zinc finger protein 112-like. The record is from RefSeq and is a predicted model, not a curated record. Gene Ontology annotation, molecular function: DNA-binding transcription factor activity, RNA polymerase II-specific; RNA polymerase II cis-regulatory region sequence-specific DNA binding; zinc ion binding. Gene Ontology annotation, cellular component: PcG protein complex; nucleus; transcription regulator complex. The transcript is spliced from 6 exons. Gene Ontology annotation, biological process: regulation of transcription by RNA polymerase II. The coding region runs from base 1090 to 2106 and encodes 338 amino acids. NCBI's taxonomy places the organism in Eukaryota, Metazoa, Arthropoda, Insecta, Hemiptera, Cimicidae.